Messenger RNA from Sphaerodactylus townsendi, 2271 nucleotides. RefSeq names its product TLC domain-containing protein 4-B-like. Lineage: Eukaryota; Metazoa; Chordata; Lepidosauria; Squamata; Sphaerodactylidae. The transcript is spliced from 6 exons. The record is from RefSeq and is a predicted model, not a curated record. Gene Ontology annotation, cellular component: membrane; endoplasmic reticulum. Bases 480 to 1385 code for a protein of 301 amino acids. Gene Ontology annotation, biological process: lipid homeostasis.
UCAAAGGUUCACCACCACGGCCCUACAUUGACAUGCAUGGGGGGGGGGCGGCAGGGCUCAGUGGCAGAGCCUUUGCUUGGCACGCAGAAGGCCACAGGUUCGAUUCCCGGCAGCCAGUCGAAAGGACCGAGCAGCAUGUGAUGGGAGAUUCUGCAGAGUUGCUGACAAAUUUAGGAAAGUGGUAAUAACCUCCUGAGUUGGUCUCCGCCAGUCCUGGCUCUUGGACACAACCAAGAAAACACAACCAAGAAAAUCCAUCCUUUCUACUUGCCCCUUCUGAGUAUUGCGGCUCUCCUGAUGGGAUUUGUAGUCCAUUAUCAUCUGGAGAGCCGCGGGUUGCAGACUCCUGUUGCUAGGGAAAUUCUGGCUGCCUUUGUACUUGACCAAAGAAUUGUCCAGCCAGAGAAAACUGAUUUUGCUUCUCACGUGAGUGCUUCUUUGUAGAGGGAUGAGGCUGGAGAUCAGACUAGGCCCCAGGCAUGCCGAGGCACAGCGGGUGCUAUGCCCACCCUCCUCUUGGGGAGGCAUCCGAGGAGACUCCUGUCCCCAGGGUUGGGUUCCUACCUGUCCCCUCCAUGCGUCCACCCGCUGCCUCUGUUUGCAGGUGCUUCCAAGGAUCCAUGGAGGAUUCCACCCGCCUGGGCUACUGCGUGGUGGCCGGCAGCUUCGUGGCUUUCCAGUUCUCCUUCUCGGCUCUCAGUCCCCCGCUGUCCUUGCUGCUCUGCCCCAGCUACUCCACCCUCCCCUCUGUCAAGCAGCGUGAAUGGAACUCCAGAUGUGUGUCCACGCUGCACGCGAUGGUGGUCGGCCUCUUCUGCCUCUACAUCCUGUGGUGUGACGAUGCUACAAAUGCCAACCCCAUCUGGGGAGAGCCCCGCCUGGUCAAGCUGAAUGUUGCCAUCACCUGCGGCUACCUGCUGUAUGAUCUGCUGCUGCUAAUCCGUUACUGGACGACGCUGGGGGAUUCCCUCUUUGUUUGGCACCACUUGGCGGCGCUGUACGCUUAUGGAUAUGUGCUGAGCCGUGGGGUGCUGCCCUAUUUUGCCAACUUCCGGCUUCUCUCAGAGCUGUCCACACCCUUUGUGAACCUCCGCUGGUUCUUGGAUGCAGCCGGGUGCCCCCGAUCCUCCUGGCUGGCCUUGGCCAACGGCCUGGCCAUGACCGUGGUGUUCUUCGUGGUGCGCAUCGCUGUCAUCCCCAGCUACUAUGCGCAGGUGUUCUCCUGGUACGGCACGCCUGAAUACGAGCGUCUGGGCCUCAGUGUGCAGCUGGCCUGGAUCGGGUCCAGCCUGGCUCUAGAAGUGCUCAAUGUGAUCUGGAUGUAUCGUAUCACCCGUGGCUUCUACCGGGCCUUCUGCCAGCCCAAAGCUCACAAGACGGCCUGAAGACAGAGCACCGGCAGGGCACGUCUGGUGAUGCAGAGCCAAGCUGGGAGCCAUCUUUUGAUUAUUUCCAACCCCCUCAGGCAUCGCUGUGAGGGCCGGGCAGGCACCUUCAUCCCCACACAACUGGGGCACUUGGUUUUCUGCCCUAUCAGAAGAUGAUCUUUGCCACGCGGACCAGACUUGGCCACCGAGUCCUGGAGGUGGGGAAUCUGUCCCUCCCAAAAGCAUCUGACACAGCUGGGAAUGCCUGGCAAAGUAUCCAGGUAGUUGGGGCAGGUCAGAGCUGGAAGCGGAGAUUCCCGGCACAUGCAUCUCAGCCACAGCUGCUCACUGCUCGUCCAGGGGAUUUGCAAGAGAACCCAGUCGAGCCGGGUGGCCUUUUGCACUCCUGGAGGGAACUUCACAAGGCAGGAAGUGGUGCGACCUCGGCAGGACGUCUGCCCCUCGGGAUUGGGGAGGUUGUGUUGCCUGCUGAUUAUCGGGAAGGGCUGGGAUGCCUUAGGAGAGCCUUGUGCCUUACAAUCUCAUUUGGCCCAGAACAUCCUGGCAGUGUGUCAGGAGGGGCGACCGCUGGUUCUACAAGAAUCUGAAAUGGCCACCGCUUCUUCACUCAAGUUUUUGCAGUCAAUCCAGACCAAUCUGUCCCCCUGUGCCAUGUUGUUUUCAGGCCAGGUUUAUGGGCAUUUUUUUGUAGAUUAAGUUAUAACUGCCCUACCAGGCUGUCCCACGUGGAGGGCCAAAGCACUGUUUGCUUCUGUUCCAUUAGCCUUUUAUCUCCCCCUGCCCACAGCCUAGAUUACUUCCUGUUGGCUGAAGAAGAGGAGCUUGGAUUUAUAUCCCCCCUUUCUCUCCUAUAAGGGGGCUGACAAUCUCCUUUCCCUCUCCC